UGGCUCCGCCCAGUGAUGACAUCACCAAAGGUCCUGUAGACUUACAUCUUUUGCCCUGUCCUUGUGUCCUGAAGCCAAGGCAGAGCGUACCUCAUAGGUGCAGCUGACGUCACCUUGAUGCCGUCAUGUCCAUCCUCAAGAGAAGCAGAGGUCUCCUACAAGCAAUCCGUCCAGCUAGUACAUCUGCCAGCAUCCAGACCUCAGAGGUGGUUGACGUAGACACAAACGAGAAUGAGAUUGUAAACCCAGAUUUCACCAACAGAAAUCCUCGAAACCUAGAGCGUCUUGCACUGGCUGUUAAGGAUCGGGGAUGGGGCACAGUGUGGCCAACACGUCAGUACUGGCAUAGGGUACGGCUAGAGCGCAGCGGCCAUCAUGUGACUGCAACUGUGGAACAUUGUAGCGGUAAUAUCGUACUCUCUGCCUCCACCCAGGAAUGGGCUGUGAAGAAACAUCUCUACAGUACAAAAGAUGCCAUGGCAUGUGAGAAUGUUGGAAGAAUUAUGGCUCAGCGCUGCUUAGAGGCUGGAAUACACUUCACACUUUUUCGAGAGAUCCCAUGGGUGUUCCGUAGUGAGUCGGUGCAGAGGUUUCGAAAUGCAAUGAUUGAAGGUGGAGUUGUGUUAAAUGAACCAAAACGCAUUUAUAAAUAAGACAUAAGUGCAAUUGCUGUCAAGACAAAGACUAGAAGGACCGUUGCAGCAUAACUGUAUGGAGCAGGCAUAGAUUUGUUGGAAACGCCUUAAUACGAAGCCACAUUUUCUCAAAAACUUUGUUGAGUUCAUUGCCUCAAGCUGUCAGUUCAGGUUAAACUUGUUCAUGUUAUGAAAUUGUCCUUUUCCUACUUUUGCGAGUACAAUAUUGCAUCUGUCAUUAUUAGUAUUUUAGUCAAUAUCCUGGCGAGGUUUUUUCAGUGAAAUACUCCUAUUAAAAAAUAAUUAAUUUCUAUAA
This is a messenger RNA of Hyla sarda, 951 nucleotides long. RefSeq names its product mitochondrial ribosomal protein L18 (gene MRPL18). The transcript has 4 exons. Gene Ontology annotation, biological process: translation. The record is from RefSeq and is a predicted model, not a curated record. Bases 126 to 653 code for a protein of 175 amino acids. Gene Ontology annotation, cellular component: mitochondrion; ribosome. Lineage: Eukaryota; Metazoa; Chordata; Amphibia; Anura; Hylidae. Gene Ontology annotation, molecular function: structural constituent of ribosome; 5S rRNA binding.